UUUUCCUUAGUUUGUUUAGGAAACUAUGGUCUAGGGAUAGGUGAGCUGAGAGAAGUUGUGUAAACAAGGGCCAGCUUGCCUAGAGGUUUCAUUUUCCAUGCAGAGAAGAGUCUGAAACUCCAUGUUGAGAUUACUCACUGUUUGUAUGGUUGUCUUAAAGAUUUAGCCAGCUCUUCUCUCUUUCGUGCUCCCCAGUGCCCUCAAAGCCUUUGUGUUGGGACCAGCCUGGAGUCCUCCUGCACAGCUCUAGACACAAGCCCAGAGUCCAGGUUGCAGUGCCAAAAUUGCAUUGCACGUGGCUUACAGACACAUUGAGAGCAUCUGCAGGGUGGCUGCUGUGAGGGUAGCUGGGUAUACAGUCCUGGCUUGUGGCAAGAGCCCAUCUGGAAAUAAAAAUAUCCUUUGAUGUUGGCUGGGGGCUGUGUACAAAUCACAAACGGGACGGGGCUGCUCUGGAACGUGCUUUGAGCUGUUGUAUUUUCCAGCAUCACUCUCAUUAAAUGGUUAUGACAAUGGGAAGAUGCCAGCAGCUCACAUCCCAGGCAGCAGAUGAAGAACUUAAUGUUACAACUCACUUUAUAAGUUUUUUGACCAAUCACACAAAGCAAAAGCACAUUGACAGUAGUUCUAUCCAACCACUAUAAGCACAGGUACCUUUGGUUAAAACAAUGCUUGUGUAUUUCAAAUACAAUACCUGCUUGUAAGCCUUAAAACACAAUGCACAGAGCUCCAUUAUUAAGCUUCAAACUUCCUAAUAUCUUGCUAGAUAAACUUUUUGGUAGCUUAGAGAGUUAUUCUAGACAAGCAUUAAUACACAGACCAUUGUUCUAUUUGUCCUUAAAUAAUUUUUUUGCUAACCUAUCUCAUGGCUGCUGCUUAGCUCUAAUCACAGUUCUACUGCCUCUGUGGCCUGCCUUUUGCCCCUUUCCCAAAACCCUCUAAUUUUGCAAAUUGCCACAUCUUCUUACAGUUUGGGUGGAUGGUUGGUUGUAGUUUGGGCUCUCCGAUCUCCUGGUGCCAUGCUGUGGUCUUUGAUGCCCUUUCCUUUUCCUUCCUGCUCAUGCACAAAGCUCUGCUGAUGUUUUUGGCUUGGAGAUCUCCCUCCUGUUGUCCCCCAUGUUUGAUGGCAAAGUCCCUCACUGGCACCACUACAGCUGCUUCUGGAAGCGGGCUCGACUCGUGUCCCACGCAGACAUCGACGGCUUCCCCGAGCUUCGCUGGGAAGACCAGGAGAAAAUCAAGAAAGCCAUUGAAACUGGAGGCCCUGGAGGAGGAAAAGGAGGGGAACAGGAAGGAGGUGGUAAGGCUGAGAAGAGCCUGAAUGACUUUGCAGCAGAAUAUGCCAAGUCUAAUAGAAGUACUUGCAAAGGCUGUGAGCAGAAAAUAGAAAAGGGCCAGAUCAGGAUUUCCAAGAAGAUGGUGCAUCCUGAGAAGCCCCAGCUGGGGAUGAUUGAUAACUGGUACCACCCCGACUGCUUCGUGAGCCGCCGCGCAGAGCUGGGCUUCCUCCCUGCCUACGGGGCCUCCCAGCUCCUGGGCUUCAGCAUCCUCAAAGCUGAGGAUAAAGAGACUCUGAAGAAGCAGCUCCCAGCUACCAAGAGUGAGGGAAAGAGAAAAGGAGAAGAGGUAGAUGGAAACGUGGUUGCAAAAAAGAAGCAGAAAAAAGAAAAAGAGAAAGAAUCCAAGCAGCAGAAACAGCUGAAGGAGCAGACAGAGCUGAUCUGGGGCAUCAAGGAUGAGCUGAGGAAGGUGUGCUCCACCAAUGACCUGAAGGAGCUGCUGAUUGCCAACAAGCAGGAGGUCCCCUCAGGGGAGAAUGCUAUCUUGGACAGAGUGGCAGAUGGGAUGGCCUUUGGAGCUCUGCUGCCCUGUGAGCAGUGCAAGGGGCAGUUUGUGUUCAAGAGUGACGCUUAUUACUGUUCAGGGGACAUCACUGCCUGGACCAAGUGCGUGGCUAAAACACAGACUCCCAACAGGAAAGACUGGGUGAUCCCAAAGGAAUUCCGGGAAAUUCCUUACCUGAAGAAAUUUAAGUGCAAGAAGCAGGACAGGGUGUUCCCUCCAGAUGCUGCCACUGUAAACUCAGCACCUCCUCCCUCUGCAUCUGCUCCUUUGGCAGAGACUGUGUCUGCACCCAGAGACAAACCACUGACCAACAUGAAGAUCCUGGUUGUUGGGAAGCUGUCAAAGAACAAGGAGGAGGUGAAGAGCAUUGUGGAGGACCUGGGAGGAAAGAUGACCACCACAGCCAACAAGGCCACGCUGUGCAUCAGCACCCAGAAGGAUGUGGAGAAAAUGAGCAAGAAGAUGGAAGAAGUGAAGGAGGCCAAGGUCCGUGUGGUCUCGGAGGCGUUUCUUCAGGACGUGAAAUCUUCCAGCAAGGACUUCCAGGAGCUUGUGUCUCUCCAUGCCCUUUCACCCUGGGGUGCAGAUGUGAAAAUGGAGCACGAGGAAAUGGCUGUGGAUGGGAAGAACAGCAAGCCCCCAAGUACAAAGAGUGCUGCUGGGAAGGUCAAAGAAGAGCAGGGACCUAGCAAGUCUGAAAAGAAAAUGAAGCUAACAGUGAAGGGUGGAGCAGCAGUGGAUCCUGAUUCUGGUUUGGAGGAUUCUGCUCAUGUCUUUGAAAAAGGUGGGAAAAUUUUCAGUGCAACCCUGGGACUAGUAGAUAUUGUCAAAGGAACAAAUUCCUAUUAUAAGCUGCAGCUGCUGGAGGAUGACAGAGAGAACAGGUACUGGGUGUUCCGAUCCUGGGGCCGUGUGGGCACCGUAAUUGGCAGUAACAAGCUGGAGAAGAUGCCAUCAAAAGAAGAUGCCAUUGAGCACUUCCUGAAUUUGUAUGAAGAGAAAACUGGCAAUUCUUGGCAUUCUAAGAACUUCACUAAAUAUCCCAAAAAGUUCUACCCACUGGAAAUAGAUUAUGGACAGGAUGAAGAAGCUGUCAAGAAAUUGACAGUAGGUGCCGGGACAAAAUCAAAACUCGCUAAGCCAAUCCAGGAUCUUAUUAAGAUGAUCUUUGAUGUGGAGAGCAUGAAGAAAGCAAUGGUGGAAUUUGAGAUUGACUUGCAGAAGAUGCCGUUGGGAAAGCUGAGCAAGCGACAGAUCCAGAGUGCAUACUCCAUCCUGAAUGAGGUUCAGCAGGCAGUUUCUGACAGUGGUUCAGAAUCCCAGAUUUUGGACCUCUCCAACCGUUUCUAUACACUGAUUCCUCAUGACUUUGGGAUGAAGAAGCCACCUCUCCUAAAUAACUUGGAAUACAUUCAGGCUAAAGUGCAGAUGUUGGACAACUUGCUUGAUAUUGAGGUUGCUUACAGCCUUCUCAGAGGUGGAAAUGAAGAUGGAGAUAAAGACCCAAUUGACAUCAACUAUGAAAAACUUAAAACAGAUAUUAAGGUUGUUGACAAAGAUUCAGAAGAAGCCAAGAUUAUCAAACAAUAUGUGAAGAACACUCAUGCUGCUACACACAAUGCAUAUGACCUCAAAGUUGUGGAUAUCUUCAGGAUUGAGCGUGAGGGGGAGAGCCAGCGUUACAAGCCCUUCAGGCAGCUCCACAACCGCCAGCUGCUGUGGCACGGCUCCCGCACCACCAACUUCGCCGGCAUCCUCUCGCAGGGCCUGCGGAUAGCCCCGCCUGAAGCUCCUGUGACUGGCUACAUGUUUGGGAAGGGCAUCUAUUUUGCAGACAUGGUAUCCAAGAGUGCAAACUACUGUCACACGUCUCAAGCCGAUCCCAUAGGUUUGGUACUGCUGGGAGAAGUCGCCCUUGGAAAUAUGUACGAACUAAAGAAUGCUUCCCACAUCACAAAAUUGCCCAAGGGAAAACACAGUGUCAAAGGCUUGGGCAAAACUGCUCCUGAUCCCACAGCCACGACCACCCUUGGUGGUGUAGAGGUUCCCUUAGGGAAUGGGAUCUCCACAGGGAUUAAUGAUACCUGUCUUCUGUAUAAUGAAUAUAUUGUGUAUGAUGUUGCUCAGGUAAAUCUGAAGUACCUGUUGAAACUGAAAUUCAACUAUAAGACAUCACUCUGGUGAACAGUGUUUAGGAGCCCUGUUAGAGUUAUACUGUAGUUACACUAUAGCCUUGACUUCUGACAUGCUUAUGCAUUGACUUCUCUUACCAAGAUAUCAAGAGCUAAACUGCAGAAGAAAUUACUAAAUCCUAUUUAGUACAACACUUAGUGAAAGUUUUAUAUCAAAAGUGUGGCAAUACAUGGACCUGAAUUCUGAUGAGAAUGAGUACCUGGUUUUGUUUUAUACCACUUCUAAUUCUGGUGCUUUAAGUGUUUCUUUUAAUUGACCAAACUGACAAGAAAGAAAAAAGGAAAUUAUUCUGGUGUUCUUAGCCAAACAGAGCUGGGCAAAAGCAGGAGAAGGAACUUGAGCACGUUUGUGGUACUUGCUCUGUUAAGGUUCCCCCUUGUUUAAGAUACUCUUUUUCAGUUUUCAUUUGACUAAAUGAUAAAUGUGCAUUUAUUUUGAGGUAAAAAAUAAAAGCUAAUUUCAUACUAACAGUUUUAUGUUUCAAAACUUCCAAAUUGUUUUGGUUUUGAGUCAUAAUUUAAAUGUAUUUGGUAGAAUGUUCUUAAACAUGGUAUCUCUCUCAAGGAUCGAAUGCCAAAUAUUGAAAUCUGUAGUCAUGUUUCAGGAAGCUGUGGUGAAAUUAAAAUUUGGACUUUCCACAGAGACUUCAUCUGUCAACAGUUGGUGUGGUAAACAUGGAAAAUAAGCUUGUGGCUGUUUGAAUUUAGUAUUAGCCCCAAUAAACCUCCUUUAAAUACCUACCUUCAA
This is a messenger RNA of Melospiza georgiana, 4785 nucleotides long. RefSeq names its product poly(ADP-ribose) polymerase 1 (gene PARP1). Gene Ontology annotation, molecular function: zinc ion binding; NAD binding; DNA binding. Gene Ontology annotation, cellular component: nucleus. The coding region runs from base 1117 to 4029 and encodes 970 amino acids. The record is from RefSeq and is a predicted model, not a curated record. Lineage: Eukaryota; Metazoa; Chordata; Aves; Passeriformes; Passerellidae. The transcript is spliced from 23 exons.